Messenger RNA from Osmia lignaria (orchard mason bee), 1856 nucleotides. Lineage: Eukaryota; Metazoa; Arthropoda; Insecta; Hymenoptera; Megachilidae. The record is from RefSeq and is a predicted model, not a curated record.
ACGAACAUAAAAUACUUCACAAAUUAUUGAAAAUACAGAUCACAGAUGUCUGUCAAGUUUGGGAACACCUCAUCUGGUAUUACAAAUACAACAUAAACUCGUUUUUUGCGAAGUUUUAUUCGUUUUUUAUUUAUAAGUAACUUACGCGGUUUGAAGUACUUAUAGUUUUAUGACAAUGCCAAGUAAAAAGAAAAAAUAUAAUGCACGUUUCCCAGCGGGUCGAAUUAAAAAAAUUAUGCAAACUGACGAAGAAGUUGGGAAAGUUGCACAAGCAGUACCGAUCAUAAUUUAUAUCCUUUUAAAAUUAUGAAACAUUAGAACUGUUUGUACAUUCACUGCUUACAAAAACUAUGGAGAUUACAAGUGCCAAAAAUGCUAAGACUCUAAGUCCAUCUCAUAUGAAACAGUGUAUUUUGUCUGAAAGUCGUUUUGAUUUUUUAAAAGAUUUAGUAAAAUCAUUACCAGAUGUAUCAGGACCUGAUGAAGAAGUGCCUACACCACCGUUGACACCUGCUCCAAUAAAUACAAAUCUGUCAAAUACAUCUGUUUGUGCACCUGUAGUACGACAUUCUGAAGUAAGAACUCAAAAACAACAAAUGGGAUUCAGUACUGAAGUAAAUUUAGAAAGUAAAAAUUCAAAAGAUAAUGGAGGAACAGGAAUACACAACUCAGGUGGUGAUAAUGAAUUAACAAUUAAAGACACGUCUGUUCAACAAGUUCCAGAAUUUCAAAUAACUGUGCCUGCGUCAUUUCAAAUUAGUCAACCUAACUUUUAUACAGAAGUUAAUCCUAUGAAUUUAAGUACAAAUACACCUGGUGUAAAUGCAUAUAAUCAGCCAACAUCAAAUUUUGCUCAUACUGCCACUCUUAAUGAAGACUAUGAUACAUAGUCAUUUUUCAAUACUAGGAUUAUAAAUUCACACAUUAUUAAAUUUGAAACAAUUACAGAAGUGUUUAAUAGAGUGUCACAAAUUUUUGUUCAAACUAUUCAUCAUUAAUAAUUUAGAACAUAUAAUUUGCAUUAUUCGAACUGUUUAGUUAUUUAUAUAUGCUUUACCAACCAUCAAGUUUUGUAUUUUUAUAUUUGUUUCAUCAAAUUGCAUAAUUGUUUCGUUUAAACUAGUUAAAUUGAUGUAUUUGGUAUAUAUAAAUAUUUUGUACUGUUGUACUUGAUUAAUAUGAAGCAGUUAUAUUUUUAGUAUAUUACUUUAAAGUAUAUACAUUCGUGUAUAGUAAGUGUGAAUAUUUGAGUUCACACAACUAUUGAAUACUACAAAACAUACCUAUAUUGCUAAUAUUCUGGACAUAGUUUCUUUCACUAUUCAUAUAUUUAUGCAGGUCCAUUGUAAAUUUGUGUAGGUACAAACACUUAUUGUUAAGAACGUAGUUAGAUUUAUAUUUAGUAACUAUCAGAUUUUUUUUAAAUGUACCUCAAUUACUUUAUAUAUAUACAUAUAUAUAUACAUUUUAGAAUCUUUAUUAUUUGCAAUACAAUGUAUACAUAAUAAGCUUUAUAACUAAGAUUUUUUUACUACACAUAUAUGUAAAGUAUGCGAUUUUUAUAAGAAAAAAAUUAAUAUGUAACAAAAUAUUUGCAUCUUAACAUUUAACGAAUUUUUUUUUUUUAAAUUGAUAUUGUCGAAUAUUCUCAUUACAUAACGCGCGAUGUCUUAUUUUUUCUUUUACUCAUUAGAAUUUAUAUUUUAUAUUUCACAUAAUAUUUCACGACAUGUUGCAAAACUAUUAUACACAAGUGAACAGUAUAUUUUGACUAAAACUGUUGAAUGGUUCAAAAUUCAGUAUGUAAAAAAUACAAUCGGGUAAGACCAGUCUAUUAAAAUUUAUAGAAACUUAAA